This is a messenger RNA of Schistocerca gregaria, 870 nucleotides long. RefSeq names its product trans-Golgi network integral membrane protein 2-like. The record is from RefSeq and is a predicted model, not a curated record. Lineage: Eukaryota; Metazoa; Arthropoda; Insecta; Orthoptera; Acrididae. The transcript is spliced from 10 exons. Bases 66 to 704 code for a protein of 212 amino acids.
CGCUGCUGCGCCUGCAGCAGUGACUACCGGGUUAACCUCGUGAAGAGAAGCAAUACGUUAGCAAGAUGCCAUCAGUGCAGAGAAAGGGAAUAAUUAAGGACAGUGCUGCAGCAGAAUAUCCUAAAGACAUACUUAAGAAGACAAGUCCUACUAUAAGAACCCUGAAAUGUCCUACUUCCAGUGGUGUAACUGAGAAAAUAGAGCUUAAAGAUGUACCUAAGGAGUCUAUUUGUAUAAGAAGAACUGCAAAAAGUCCUCUUUUCAAAGAUGAAGACAGGAAGUCAGAUUCUAAAGACAUACCUAAGAAGACAAUUCCUACUAUGAGAACCAGGAAAAGUCCUACUUCCAGUGAGGCAACCAAGAAACUAGAUCCUAAAGACAUACCUAAAAAGACAAGUCCUGUGAUCAGAUCGAGGAAGAGUUGUACUUCCAGUAAUGUAACCAAGAAUCUAGAGCCUCAAGAUGUAACUAAGAAGAUAAGCCACUUGACUAGAACCACAAAAAGUCCUCCUUCGGUUGAUGAAACCAAGAAACUAGAGUCUAAAGACUCAUCUAACAAGACAGGUCAUAUUACAAGAAACGUCAGAAGUCCUCUUCAGCAGUAUCAAGCUGAGAAACCAGUGAAAAGGCACUUCUGCUGCAGCUGGGGAUUGCCACAAAAAUUGACGGAGGAGUAUCCUCGACCAGCCUGGAAUUUUCACUAGGUGCUGCAGUGUAUCUGUUCCUUGCAGUCUGCCGUAACAGCACCCACAUGUAUGUGUUGUCUGGCUUCUCUGCUCACCAGUAUGUGUGUGAUCUGCUGCUGCAUAAAGCCCAUCUUCUGCACCACGUUACUUUAUUUGUAUUCAUGUCAAGACCUGUUUCAAAUAA